Messenger RNA from Dermacentor andersoni, 1431 nucleotides. Lineage: Eukaryota; Metazoa; Arthropoda; Arachnida; Ixodida; Ixodidae. The record is from RefSeq and is a predicted model, not a curated record.
UGCGGCGCGACGAUGCAUGCUAAAGGAACUGCACGAAAGUCACCCCGGUAUCAGUGCCAUGAAGCGCACAGCGCGAGCGCUUUUUUGGUAUCCUGGACUAGAUAGGGACAUCGAAGUGUUGGUUAAAAGCUGCCCUCAGUGUAUACAAUGUUGGCCCAUGCCGGCUGCUGAAGUUCCGUCUCCAUGGCCGGCGAGCAACAAACCAUGGUACAGGUUGCAUAUGGACUUCGCGGGCCCCAUCAGUGGCUUCCAAGUUUUUGUGUUGGUGGAUGCCGAGACGAAGUGGAUUGAGGCCAUACCUUUGAAGACCGCCACAGCGGAGACGACCAUUCAAGUACUUCAAGGUAUUUUCGCACGUUUUGGCCUGCCCUACUGCUUAGUAUCUGAUAACGGACCACAGUUUUCAAGUGCCACUCUGUCCAGUUUCUUGAAGGAAAGUCAAGUGAAACACAUCAGAACAGCCCCGUACCAUCCUCAGUCAAAUGGGUUGGCGGAACGGGCUGUACGGACAGUGAAGGAAGGGCUUCGAAAGAAUCCGGCAGGUACAUUGCAGGAGCGACUAAUCAAGUUUUUAUUUCGUUAUAGAACGACACCAUUGGAAGGAGGAAAAUCGCCCGCCGAACUGCUGUUGGGCUUCCGUCCCCGAACCAGGCUGACAGCUUCACUGACAGACAAAAAGGUGACAGAAAAUGAUUGUUCCGGCGAGCCUGUUCUAGGAGCAGCAACAGCGCCAACACGGCAUCAACCUGGCAGGCAAGUAUGGUCACGCCAGUUUCAGUCUGCUCGGAAGUGGAUGCCGGCGACAGUAGUGUCCACGACGGGAGCACGCAUGGUUACAUUGGAAACACCGGAGGGACCGCAGCGGCGCCACGUAGACCAACUCCGGCCACGGCUCGGCACAGGGUCGUCACCUAGCAAGCCGAGCGAAGUCCAGACCGGCGACGAAGCUCAGUGUAGCGCCGAGCAGGCCGCAGCUCAUGAAGGUUCGGACGCACGGGUUGUCAGCUCUCAAGCCGAAGACCAACAGCCACCACGUCGUUCGACUCGCCUACGGAAGCCCCCAGAUCGUCUCACUUACUCCAGCUUAGGGGGAAGGGAUGUAGUGUUAUCAAGCACGCGUGAUGUAACGUUAUCAAGCCCGCGUGCUGAUGUAUAGCAUGAGCAAGACAGAUUACACGUGUCGCACUCUUGCUAUCAUGUCCAGUCAUGUGACCCUUUUCUGUUUUAUACGAAACUAGCAACACCAAGCAAUAAAGCGUUCUUUGAUCUGCCACUACCCGCCGGCUACGUUCGAUCACUUCACAAGUUACGGCAACUGUCAAUGCAAACAGGUGGGGCACUCUCCAAUCUGCUUGCGCUGCUGGUUGUCACUCGUUAAUAGACCACCAUAUGCGACGUAGGCAAGCACUGUGCCUGAAGUUGGAUAGCGGA